Molecule: messenger RNA, 896 nt
Organism: Mytilus californianus (California mussel)
Lineage: Eukaryota; Metazoa; Mollusca; Bivalvia; Mytilida; Mytilidae
Exons: 3
Coding region: 1-696 (231 amino acids)
Source: RefSeq, a predicted model, not a curated record
AUGGCCAUGAAUGGAGUCAAAACGGACAUGAUAAUGGAAACGGAUGGUCUCAGAACAGUCAUGACAAUGAAAUUGUUGGAGGAAACAGCUUUGGAAGCCCAAGUGGAAAGAACUUUGGUGGAUUCGGAAAGAAAGCUUCCUUCGCACCAAACUUUGUUAAAGGAUUUAGCGGAAAAGGAAAGAGCAUUGGUGGAUUCAGAAAGGGACAAGGGGCAUUUGGACCAGUCUCAAGUAAAGGAUUUGGUGGAUUCGGAAAGGGAUCAGGAGUAUUUGGACCAGUCUUUAAUAAAGGAAUUGGUGGAUUCGGAAAGGGAUCAGGAGUAUUUAGACCAGUCUUUAAUAAAGGAAUUGGUGGAUUCGGAAAGGGAUCAGGAGUAUUUGGACCAGUCUUUAAUAAAGGAUUUGGAGGAUACGGAAAGAGAUUCAAUACAUUCAGACCAGCCUUUGGUAAAGGAUUUGGUAGAUACGGAAAGAGAUCUGGGGGAUAUAAAGGAAACUUUGGUAGUUUCGGACCAAGAUACGGAGGAUAUGGAAAAAGAUAUGGAGGGUUCGGAAAGAGCUUUGGAGGAUUUAGAAAGAACAUUGGAGGAUUCAGAAAAAGCUAUGGCGGAUAUGGUAAAAAAUUCGGAGGAGUUAAAAUUAUCAAGCCCUUUGGUGGCUACAGACGUUACUAAACCGAUGAACAUAUUCACAUAGUGUUGGUCUCAACCAAAAUAUAGAGUGGCAGCGCUGAAAUCGUUCCCGGAAUGUAAAAGCUACACUUCAUCAACAAAUCGUUAUAUGUAUUUUUGUUAAAAAGAUAAUAAAAUAAUACAAAAAAAAAAUCAUCGUUUUACUGAUUAAAAAGCAAUUUAAAUUGGUAAUAUAUUGAAAUUAAAUUAUGUCUUUGAAAGUUA